AUCUUUUUUUGGUUUUGGGAACCCGAGAGUCUCCGUACUGGUUUAGCUCGGUCGCGUGGAUUUUUGCGCAAGUUUUUAGAAAAACACUGACUCGAGUAGAGCAUUUCUCCGGAAAGUUUCAAGUGCAGCAAAAUAGCGAACGUGCAAAACUGGCCAAGGGGAGACCUCUAGUGGUUAAGCGCGUCUUUAAGUUCCGAAGGCCGAGAGCAAAGUUUGGCCUUUACUUGUAGCUACGUAGCCCGUUCAGACGUGGAAGUAAUUAGGGGACCUGAGCGACCAGCCAGAUGUUGAGUGAAAGGAUGCUGAUCAGAAAUAGAAAGUUUAGUAAACCCGAGCGCAAAUGAGUUCCAAGUACCCAGACCCUGUAACUUCACCCCUCAUUACUUAUAUGGGGAAGUACACUUUGCUUUUAUUCUGGGAUUUGAGCCUCUGUCACUCCCUGGAUUAGAAAUAAUUGUUUUUCUAUCUAUCAUUGUCCAUACAUUUGAUCAACUUUUAAAAAGGAGACACAGCGGAUAGUUUCAUUUUGAAUGUUAAUAAAAAUACCAAUAUAUGUUUAAAAGUUUGAAACAAUGAAAAAGACCCUUGGUUGAAAUUUGCCUUUUAUAUGAGCUGAUCAUUUUAUUCUCUAGUAAAUAUAACUUAAGGCUAGUAUUUAGUAUCCUAACCAUACAGUUAUAUAUAGUCAUAAAAUAAAUAGGCUCUUUUAAGUUCUAAGAGUAUAAUUUUGUUUCAGUGGGUAAGACAGUUCUGUACACUUUGUAUAAUGUUAUUUAAACACGUAUAUGGACAAAAACUGUUUACACUCUAUUCUAAUGCCAAUGUAUGUUCUGUGAAGUAACUUUAAUUUUGAGGAUAAAAGCAAUGAGAGGAAUUAAAGUUGAGUCAAAUGAUCCCUUUAACCUUUACCCGUUUGUCAUACAAUGAGAGAGACUUUAAUGGGGGAAUUUAGGAGAGGGCAAUGAUUUGAAUGAUAAAAUCCAUUUCAUCUCAUCCAGGACUAGUUUAUUUUAAUAUACUGAGUGGUAUUGUGUGAAAUUAUGUAGUAAGUCAGUGAUUCCAACUUUAAACUUCAAAAUUGUGGGUAGUGGACUUGAAGGCUUCUUUUUUUAUGACAGUGCUUUGAUUUUUUACUUUUCCUUUCUUUAAAUCAAUGCUAGACUUUCCAGAGAAGUCUUGGGGGUGGACAGCAAUCGUAAAGACCACCAGACAGUUAUUUCUUCACUGCCACUAGGUUAAAAAAUAAAUCAUGACUGAAUCUGCCUCUAGCACAAGUGGUCAAGAGUUCGACGUAUUCAGUGUUAUGGACUGGAAAGAUGGAGUAGGUACAUUGCCAGGAAGUGACUUAAAGUUUCGAGUAAAUGAAUUUGGAGCCCUGGAAGUUAUAACGGAUGAGAGUGAGAUGGAAAAUGUUAAAAAAGCAACGGCCACCACAACUUGGAUGGUACCAACUGCUCAAGAAGCCCCGACCUCUCCCCCGAGCUCCAGGCCCGUAUUUCCACCUGCCUACUGGACAUCUCCACCUGGAUGUCCCACAGUUUUUUCAGAGAAGACUGGGAUGCCUUUCAGGUUGAAGGAGCCAGUGAAAGUAGAAGGGCUUCCAUUCUGUGAGAACUGUUGUCAGUAUGGCAAUGUAGAUGAGUGUCUUUCUGGAGGAAACUAUUGCAGCCAGAAUUGUACUCGGCAUAUCAAAGACAACAGAGAUCAGAAGGAGGAAAGGGACAUCAGAGAAGACAAUGAAGAAGAGGACCCUAAGUGCAGUCGGAAGAAAAAACCGAAACCAUCUCUGAAAGCCGACGCCAGGGACGAUGGAGAGGAGAGAGAAGAUGGAAUGGAGAACAAACAGGAUGGAAGAAUCCUGAGGGGCUCGCAGCGAGCCCGAAGAAAAAGACGUGGUGAUCCAGCUGUACUGAAGCAGGGUUUGCCUCCUAAAGGCAAGAAGGCUUGGUGCUGGGCAUCCUACCUGGAAGAGGAGAAGGCUGUGGCAGUGCCAGCGAAGCUUUUCAGGGAGUAUCAAUCCUUUCCAUAUAACAAAAAUGGGUUUAAAGUUGGCAUGAAAUUAGAAGGCGUGGACCCUGAGCAUCAGUCCGUGUACUGCGUCCUCACUGUGGCUGAGGUUUGUGGGUACCGGGUAAAGCUGCACUUCGAUGGGUAUCCCGACUGCUAUGACUUCUGGGUGAACGCAGACUCCUUGGACAUCCACCCAGCUGGGUGGUGUGAGAAGACGGGCCAUAAGCUCCAUCCCCCCAGAGGAUAUAAAGAAGAAGACUUUAAUUGGCAGACUUACCUGAAAACAUGCAAAGCUCAGGCUGCUCCCAAGUCAUUAUUCGAGAAUCAGAAUAUAACAGUGAUUCCAUCAGGCUUUCGAGUUGGAAUGAAGCUUGAAGCUGUAGACAAAAAGAACCCUGCAUUUAUCUGUGUUGCUACGGUAACAGAUAUGGUGGACAAUCGUUUCCUGGUACAUUUUGACAACUGGGAUGAGAGCUAUGACUAUUGGUGUGAAGCAUCCAGUCCACACAUCCAUCCUGUUGGCUGGUGUAAAGAACAUAGAAGAGCCCUUAUCACUCCUCCAGGUUAUCCAAAUGUGAAACAUUUUUCUUGGGAUAAAUACUUAGAAGAAACCAAUUCCUUACCUGCUCCUGCAAGAGCUUUUAAAGUGAAACCUCCACAUGGAUUCCAGAAAAAAAUGAAGCUGGAGGUCAUAGACAAAAGGAAUCCCAUGUUUAUUAGAGUGGCAACAGUGGCAGACACAGACGAUCACCGAAUAAAAGUUCACUUUGAUGGCUGGAAUAGCUGCUAUGAUUACUGGGUAGAUGCAGAUUCUCCCGACAUCCACCCUGUGGGCUGGUGUUCGAAAACCGGGCAUCCUCUUCAGCCUCCUUUGAGCCCCUUAGAAUUAAUGGAAGCUUCGGAACAAGGUGGAUGCUCAACCCUGGGAUGUAAUGGAAUUGGUCAUUUCAAGAGAGCGAGACACCUGGGCCCUCACAGUGCUGCCAACUGUCCCUAUUCAGAAAUCAAUUUAAAUAAAGACCGCAUCUUCCCAGACCGCCUAAGUGGGGAGAUGCCUCCGGCUAGUCCAUCAUUUACGAGAAAUAAAAGGACAGACACAAAUGAAACCACCUCAUCUCCUGAAAUCAGAGACCAGCAUGCUGAUGAUGUCAAAGAAGAUUUUGAAGAGAGAAUGGAAAGUGAAGUGAGAACAUCACAUGAAGCCAGAGGUGCCCGGGAAGAACCUAGCUUACCGCAGGCACAGCGUCGGUCAGCCGUCUUUCUGUCAUUUAAGUCCCCAAUUCCAUGUCUGCCCUUGCGCUGGGAGCAGCAAAGCAAACUUCUGCCAACUGUAGCCGGAAUCCCUGCCAGUAAAGUUUCCAAAUGGAGCACAGAUGAGGUAUCUGAAUUCAUACAGAGCUUACCUGGGUGUGAAGAGCAUGGAAAGGUGUUUAAAGAUGAACAAAUUGAUGGAGAAGCAUUUCUGCUUAUGACGCAAACAGACAUUGUUAAAAUUAUGAGCAUUAAGCUGGGCCCUGCUCUCAAAAUUUUCAAUUCUAUCCUGAUGUUCAAAGCUGCAGAGAAAAACUCUCACAAUGAACUUUGAAGGUGGUGAAUUUUGAAUACCUUCAGCUUUCUGCUUUUAAAGCUCAUGUUUUAUUCAAAGCACAAGGACAGUUAUAACUCCCAAGUGAGAAGUCUCCAAAACUCAAAAGAGCAAUGCGAUCGGAUUAUUUAUAUUCCUCCAGAGACAAUAUAUGUGAAUUCUUAUGAAAGUGCUUGAGCUUUUAACCAGGUACUGUCUAACAACAGUCAUCUUUUGGUUCUGUUCACUGAGCUAAAUUUAUCUUUGUAAAUCUUUUUGAGGCUGGGGGGUGGGGGGAGAAGGGGGACUUCAUUAAUUAUUUAUGGAUAAUGGGGGGGCAGAGUAUGAAUUUUUGGCAUUUUGUAAACAUUGAUGAAUUCUCUUUCAUGUACACUGUUUCUUUUUCAAUACGUUCAGGAAUCUUUUUAUAUAAUCAAAUUUCAACCUAAACCAAAAUAGUCAAAAUCUGGCUAAGUUUAGCCAGUGGGACGGUUGGUUAUCUGUAUUGUUAAUCCUGUGCCAUAUUUUGAAUUGCAACAUUAUGCUAAGUAUAACUUUGCAAGUCACGAUAUUGCCUAACUGCUUGUCAUCGUUUGUUGGGGCUGAAUCGUUGUAAAAAUUACUUUUCCUUAAAUCUGUGUUUUUGCUUUUGCACGUAUUAUGAAAUGUUAAACAAAUUACUUUCACCAGCAUCUUUACUAUAAUUACCAAAAACAUGUAUAUAAAUAAUGGAAUUGAAAAAUAAACUAUAUAAGCAUAGAUAAAGUAGGUGAUGUAUUUGAAUGGCAUCGGUCUCCAACAUCAUGACACCCUGUGUGCUGGACUCUUGUAGAGCCCAGUGAUGUCGUGAAUAUGCAGUUACAUUGGGGGCGGGGGGGUUUGUAAGGAUCUUAAACUAUUUAUGAGAUUAUCUUGAGCUUGUCUGUAAUUGUCAUUGAGGUGCUUUUCAGAGAUCGAUGAAGGGCUUGUUCUGUCCAUAGAAACACUAAUCCAUAAACAGCUCUGUCCCAGAUCUUGCCAUGUCCUCCAAACCCAAAGGUUUUUCUUCAGGGUUGGCUGAAGAGAAAGAGUAUUGAUUUUACUGAAAAGGCAAGGUGUGAGGGAGCAGCGCCAGCAGACACGGAUUCUAAAUGCUUACAGAUCAGGGAGGCGACUUCCCAAACAAUCAUUCAAGAAGCUCCAUUUUGGAGAGAUUCCUUUCCCUGUGGAACAGUUCGCCUCAGUAUAUAAGCAUACAAAUGCACUUUAAAUGAAAGCCCUUGAAUACCUAGAAAAUGAUAGCUGGUAGUGUUUCUUUUGCAAGAAUGCAUUUCCAACAUGAAAGGUAAAUUAUUUUAUCAGCCUUUGGAUGUAAUUUCUGAUUUCAGGAUUGAACAUUUAUUCAAGAUCUUUUUGAAAAGUAGAAAGUAAGUUUGCAGCAUGCCGUCUGAACUCUGGGGAAAGUUCCACCUCUCUUUUGUUGCCCUCAUUUUUUCCGAUGUAGAGUUUCCUUUCAUGUCCCCCGUUGGAAGUGUUAGCGGUCUUUUGCGUAUGUCAUCAUUCCAGGUAAAAACAGGGUCAUGAUAUCUGCAGUGUUCUAUUCAUUUCUUUGCAUGUAUCUGCUUAAACAAAUUUUUCAUUGUUAGUUUUCAUUUCCUUUUUUAAUGUUUUGUUCAGAAUUUGUACAUUCAAAUUGCACUUGUUAUAUCUGACAUGAAUGAAAUAAAAUCUUAAUUGCAGGUA
Molecule: messenger RNA, 5296 nt
Organism: Miniopterus natalensis
Lineage: Eukaryota; Metazoa; Chordata; Mammalia; Chiroptera; Miniopteridae
Gene: L3MBTL3
Product: L3MBTL histone methyl-lysine binding protein 3
Biological process (GO): negative regulation of DNA-templated transcription
Cellular component (GO): nucleus
Molecular function (GO): chromatin binding; zinc ion binding; histone binding
Source: RefSeq, a predicted model, not a curated record